Messenger RNA from Talpa occidentalis (Iberian mole), 970 nucleotides. Its product is annotated as ATP-dependent zinc metalloprotease YME1L1-like. The transcript has 8 exons. Bases 209 to 955 code for a protein of 248 amino acids. Gene Ontology annotation, cellular component: mitochondrial inner membrane. Gene Ontology annotation, biological process: mitochondrion organization; protein quality control for misfolded or incompletely synthesized proteins. Gene Ontology annotation, molecular function: ATP-dependent peptidase activity; ATP hydrolysis activity; ATP binding. NCBI's taxonomy places the organism in Eukaryota, Metazoa, Chordata, Mammalia, Eulipotyphla, Talpidae. The record is from RefSeq and is a predicted model, not a curated record.
UUAAUGCUUAUUUGGUUGACUUAAUCUUUUACAGUCUGUACUUAAUUUGAGGGACCUUGGAUUAUCUGAACUGAAAAUUGGACAGAUUGAUCAACUGGUAGACAGUCUACUUCCUGGAUUUUGUAAAGACAAAAAAGUUUCUUCCCAUUGGCAUACUUCUCACAUCUCUGCACAGUCCUUCUUUGAAAAUAAAUAUGGUUACUUAGACAUGUUUGGUACUUUACGAUCUUCUUGCUUAUAUAGGCAAAAUUCAAGAAAUAUUAAAAGCAUUUCUUCAGCUCUUCAGGACUGGCCAGUUUUCAUACAGUCUCGAGGUUUUAAAACCUUGAAAUCAAGGACACGACGUCUACAAUCCACUUCUGAAAGGUUAGCAGAAACACAGCAUAUAGCACCAUCAUUUGUGAAGGGAUUUCUUUUACGGGACAGAGGAUCAGAUGUUGAGAAUUUGGACAAGCUCAUGAAAACCAAAAACAUACCUGAAGCUCACCAAGAUGCAUUUAAAACUGGUUUUGCAGAGGGUUUUCUAAAAGCUCAGGCACUGACACAAAAGACCAAUGAUUCUCUAAGGCGAACUCGGAUGAUUCUCUUUGUUCUGUUGCUGCUUGGUAUUUAUGGACUCUUAAAAAACCCAUUUUUAUCUGUACGCUUCCGGACAACAACAGGACUUGAUUCUGCAGUAGAUCCUAUCCAAAUGAAAAAUGUCACCUUUGAACAUGUUAAAGGAGUGGAGGAAGCUAAACAAGAAUUACAAGAAGUUGUUGAAUUCUUGAAAAAUCCACAAAAAUUUACUGUACUUGGAGGAAAACUUCCAAAAGGAAUUCUUUUGGUUGGACCACCAGGGACAGGAAAGACACUUCUUGCCCGAGCUGUGGCUGGAGAAGCUGAUGUUCCUUUUUAUUACGCUUCUGGAUCAGAAUUUGAUGAGAUGUUUGUGGCGUGGGAGCCAGCCGUAUAAGAAAUCUUUUUAGUA